Messenger RNA from Amblyraja radiata (thorny skate), 2334 nucleotides. Its product is annotated as cytoplasmic dynein 1 light intermediate chain 1. NCBI's taxonomy places the organism in Eukaryota, Metazoa, Chordata, Chondrichthyes, Rajiformes, Rajidae. Gene Ontology annotation, cellular component: cytoplasmic dynein complex; centrosome. Gene Ontology annotation, biological process: microtubule-based movement; microtubule cytoskeleton organization. The record is from RefSeq and is a predicted model, not a curated record. The coding region runs from base 324 to 1556 and encodes 410 amino acids. The transcript is spliced from 11 exons. Gene Ontology annotation, molecular function: dynein heavy chain binding.
GCUGUUCAGCAAGGAAAUAGUGAGGAAUACGACUGUGCUUUAGUAGGCAUUCGGUGAGCAGAAGCAUAAUGGAAAAUUCAAGUCAGUUGGUAACAAAGGCACGGACUAGUCUUUCAGCAGCAUUGAAGCUGAGAUACAAUCAGCAAAACACAACGCGUGUCCUUUCUAUAAUAUAACCCUGACAGGAACAGAGGUACUGUGUGCGGACUUUUCUAGCCUGAGGCAUCCAUCCCCUUUAUCCUGAGCUGAGGCGGACCUGACCCCGCCCUGUCUGCCGGCUCCUCCCGCCGCCGUCUCUCCCCCCUUUCUCUCAGUGCGUGAAGAUGGCGCCGAUCGAGGCUAGCAAGUCCCGGAGACGAGCCGCUUACCUCCCGGCAUCGACUCCGCCGCAAAGCAAAUGUGCAGGCGCCGGGCAGGGAGAUCAGCAGCGGAGGCGGCGGGGGGCAGCUGGAGAGGGCGAGGAGGAUGAGGAAGAAAACAACUUGUGGUCCUCCAUCCUGAGCGAAGUGUCCACCCGCUCUCGCUCCAAGCUGCCGGCCGGGAAAGCCGUGCUGGUGACGGGUGAGUCAUACUUCCCAUUUCUUGUUCCAUUUACAGUAGUGAGACAGUUUCAAGAAUACGAAGAGCCAGAUAAAGAAACACCAGUAUCUCCACAGAGAAGAAGUAUGGUUUCACAAGAAACAAAUGAAGAAAGUGUGGUCUUGCCUCUGGGCACGAAUACCCUUACACAUAAUCUUGGCAUUCCAGUACUAGUAGUUUGCACCAAGUGUGAUGCAAUUAGUCUACUGGAAAAGGAACAUGAUUACAGAGAUGAACACUUCGAUUUCAUUCAGUCACACAUUCGAAGAUUUUGCCUACAGUAUGGUGCUGCACUUAUUUAUACUUCAAUAAAGGAAAAUAAAAAUAUUGAUUUAAUGUAUAAGUAUCUUGUCCAUAAGUUAUAUGGAUUUCCGUUCCAUUCACCGGUGCUGGUUGUAGAAAAGGAUGCAGUAUUUAUUCCUGCAGGAUGGGACAAUGAAAAGAAAAUAGGAAUUUUGCAUGAAAACUUCCAGUCAUUAAAAGCUGAUGACAAAUUUGAAGAUGGCAUUAUGAAGCCUCCAGUAAGAAAGUUUGUACAUGAAAAAGAAAUCUUAUCAGAAGAUGAUCAAGUUUUUCUUAUGAAACAACAGUCUUUCUUAGCAAAACAACCACCUCUUUCAACUGGAAGACCAUUGGACUCGUCAACAAGAGUUGCAGGAGGUUCACCAAGAACACCAAGCCGAUCUGGAAGUGCCAAUGUUGUGAAUGUAACUCCUAUUCCGUCAGGAAACAAAAAAAUUGAUCCUAAUAUAAAAGGAGCUGCAAGUGAAGGUGUUCUGGCAAAUUUCUUCAACAGUCUUCUGAGCAAAAAGACCGUCUCUCCUGGAGGAGGUCCAAGUAAUUUACAGGGUUCUGUAAAGAAAGGUGGUCAUAAACCCGUGUUAACAGAUGUACAGGCAGAACUGGACAGAAUUGCACGCAAGCCAGAAGCUGUAUCUCCAACCCAUACAUCCAUAGCAGAAGACAAAGCAUCCUGAAGAAAAGCUACCCGUGUGACUUUUAUACCGUAUUGUUGGCUUUGCCUUUCCUUUUUCCUUCAGAACAUGUGCUGAGGAUCACGGGCUGUUUUUGAAGUAUACUGGACUACCACGUUCGAUGAGUUGUUCGUUGUAUGUGCAGAAACUGUAUUGAGAGGGAGUUUGCUGCAAAAAUGAUUCUAUUGAUGUGUUUUCUGAGAGGAAAAUAAUGAGAUGAACUUGAUUAUUGGACUUUGCAUCUCUUUGUUCAAAUAAUGCUAAUUUGCAGCCAGUUUGGGCAAGUUAUUUAUAUUUCCCAGGUGUUCAAUAGGGAAAUGUCAGAUUCAAAUCGUAACUAUGGUGCCUAGAACACACUGUAUCUAAUUGUUUUGCUGGCUGCGGAGGCAUAGCAGGAAUCCAGGCUAUUAAAAUCAACUUUUCACAAACUUGCAUCCCAACAGUACUGCCUCAAAUAUGAAUUGCUGGUGGCCAAACUUAAAAUGUGUGCUGAACAGAAGUACUCUUUAAAAAGCCUGAACAAUAUGGUGAGAUGCCAGAUUUUUGUAUAGUAGCCGGUUACUUGUAAACUGCAGUAUUGAAAUUGAAGAAAGGGGGCAGUGGUCAGUCACCCAAGAAAUGUACAAUACAUCAACUUGAACUCUUUGUCCUUUGUUCUGGUUGUUAUAUGGUACUACCCUCACUAAUUUCUGUCUGGUUUCUGUAUUGUGCUGUUUCUAAUUACAGAAAGAUGUAAGGAUUGUAAUCCUUCAAUAAAGUUGUAUUUAUUCUCUUCAGCAGA